UUUUACGUCAAUAUGCGUCAGCCAGGCUAGCAAUGAUUUCUCCUGCAACGAUCGGGACCUUAGAACCUUAUUUCCCUUUUGUUGCCUCUUAGAUCGGGGUUGAGACUAUUCAGUAUCCCGCCCUCCACCCACCUUUUUUUUAUUUUGCUUCCUCCCCCCUCCCCUUACACACACACAUCUUCCUUAAAGUAUCCUCCGACCAUUUCUUAGAUCCUGUUUUGUUUUUCUAAAUUAAUAUUUUUUUUUGCUUCCCCCUUCCCCCCACACACAUGAGAGAAACUUACUUUGGUGUGUUUGUUGUUGUGGGUCCGGUGUUGUGUAUAUGAGUGCAGUUAGCUGUGUUAUAUACCAGCUCCCAGCAUGGUCAUGGCGGAUUGCCCGAGUCAGUUGCAUCGGGCGUCCGUGCGGGUGGGUUUCUACGAUAUCGAGCGUACUUUAGGUAAAGGGAAUUUCGCAGUCGUUAAGCUGGCCAGGCACCGCAUCACCAAAACUGAGGUUGCAAUAAAAAUCAUUGACAAGUCUCAACUGGACGCUGUGAACUUGGAGAAGAUCUACAGAGAAGUGCAGAUCAUGAAGCUUCUGGAUCAUCCACACAUCAUCAAACUCUAUCAGGUGAUGGAGACCAAAAAUAUGCUGUAUCUUGUGACGGAGUACGCUAAGAAUGGAGAGAUCUUUGAUUAUCUGGCAAACCACGGUCGGCUGAGUGAGCUGGAAGCCAGGCGAAAGUUCUGGCAGAUCUUGUCGGCAGUGGAAUAUUGCCACAACCGCAAAAUUGUCCAUCGGGAUCUGAAAGCUGAGAACCUUCUGUUAGACAGCAAUAUGAAUAUUAAAAUAGCGGAUUUUGGGUUUGGUAAUUUCUACAAACCUGGAGAACCCUUGGCCACUUGGUGCGGCAGCCCACCGUAUGCAGCUCCAGAGGUUUUUGAAGGACAGCAGUAUGAGGGACCACAACUGGACAUUUGGAGUCUCGGUGUGGUUCUCUAUGUGUUGGUUUGUGGAGCUUUACCAUUUGAUGGUCCAACGCUUCCCAUCCUGAGGCAGAGAGUUCUGGAAGGCAGGUUUAGAAUUCCGUACUUCAUGUCAGAAGACUGUGAACACCUUAUUCGACGUAUGCUGGUCUUAGACCCUUCUAAAAGACUCACAAUUGCCCAGAUAAAGGAGCACAAGUGGAUGCUGACUGAGGUGCCAGUACAGCGACCAAUUGUAUACCCUCAAGCAACUGAGACUGAAUCAACCAUGGGAGAAUACAAUGAGCAAGUUCUACGACUGAUGCAUAGCCUGGGGAUUGACCAGCAGAAAACCAUUGAGUCGCUACAGAACAAGAGUUAUAACCAUUUUGCUGCUAUUUAUUAUCUAUUGGUGGAGAGGCUCAAGUCCCACAGGAGCAGUUUCCCCGUAGACCAGAGACUUGAUGCUCGACAACGAAGACCAAGCACCAUUGCUGAACAAAGUGUUGCCAAGGCAAAUCCUGUCAUGCCUCAGGUGAAUCUGCUGCCUCAGAACGUCAGGCUGUUGAGGUCCCCUCUCCUGCCACAAUCUGCUGCUGUGGAUACAUUCUCCUUUCUGCAGACUGGGUGCCAGCCGGAAUUAGGCUUCAUGGAGGAAGAUGUCAGCACCCCCAAGGUAAAUGGUUGUCUUCUGGAUCCUGUGCCUCCUGUAAUGGCAAGGAAAGGAUGUCCACCAUCUCCUAGCAACAUGAUGGAGACGUCCAUCGAUGAGGGGAUAGAGACCGAGGAUGACUCGGAAGAGGACCCCGCCCAGGUGUACGCAUCAUUUCAGGCAAUGCGCUGUGGCCAGAGGAGGCACACUCUAGCUGAAGUGACCAACCAGCCAAUGGGGAUGCCAAGUACAGGGAAACUGUUCACUAUAGGCAAUAAUCCAUCCUUGGGAAGCGUUGAUUCAGAAUACGAUAUGGGAUUGAUGCACAGUGAGCUCAAUAUUCUGGAGGACACACCACCCCUGAAGGAGGUUGUACUCGUCAACCAACCAGUGGCACGAAUGACCCCACCACUGAUUGGCAUCCGGCCACCGAAUCCAGCAAUGGAGGCACUGACUUCCCAGAAACGCGAAGUGCAUAACCGGUCACCGGUCAGCUUCCGGGAAGGUCGAAGAGCUUCUGAUACAUCUUUAACACAAGGGAUUGUAGCCUUCCGCCAGCAUCUUCAGAAUUUGGCCAGGACCAAGGGGAUCCUGGAGCUCAACAAGGUCCAGAUGUUGUACGAGCAGCUGGGACCAGAUGAGGAUCCUGAUGUGUCACCAGCACCACAUUUACAGAGUCUCCUCACCAGCCACCAUCAGGAUGAGGCGUCUCAUCAAGAAAAUGUAGCAAUAUUCCCGAAUGGGGUUCACCCGCAUGUGCUGUCACGUCGCCAGAGCCUGGAAACACACUAUUUGCAACACCGAUUGCCGAAUCCAAGCUUAUUGAAUAAAGCACAAAACAGCUGCCCACUGUAUUGCAAGGAAACCCCCAGGAGUCUCGAACAGCAGCUCCAGGAACACAGGUUACAGCAGAAACGGCUGAUUCUGCACAAACAGUCACAGCUUCAGGCCUACUUUAACCAGAUGCACAUUGCCGAGGGUUCGUACCCACAGAGGGCCCAGCAGAUGCCCAUACCUCAUCCCGAAGCCCAGCAACAGCAGCAGUUCAGUAUGGCCCAGCCUCUGAGCCCAGUGCCAGAGCCCUCUGAACAGAUGCAGUGCGACCCCUUCCUCAACCAGCACUACAAGCUCCAGCUUUCACUGCAACAAAUGGCACCAGUUCAGCAGCCCAGCCAGCCUCCACUUCAAUCCCAGGCUCACCUUGAUCCACCGCAACAGCAGCAGCAACAGCAGCAAAUCCUUCAGUACCCAUACCAAGCCUGCGAGAUGGUAGGAGGCACCCCUCCAGAACCCAGCUACCCUGAACACUGUCCAUACACUUUGGGCCAAACCCCACAGGCUGCCUUGACCUUGUCUGAAAGUCAGGCAUGCAGCGCUACUUCUGAUUCACCAACGACCUACAAGAACAUCACCAUCCCUGAACUCCCAGGGCUUUUUGAGUGUGAGAUGAUGGAGACGGUUGAUAGCCAACAUGGAGGUUAUGUCCUGGUGAACUGACUUCAGUCUUUCUAUUUUUUUUUCAGUGUUAUUUCACCGAGAAAGAAGGGAUGAAGAGAACAGGGGUAAUAAAAAGGAAGUCAGUUUAGUUUGUAUAUUCAAGAAAACACUAAAGUUGAUGACCUUUCCUCCUCAAAGCAUUAAAGUGGAGAGAAUAAAAAUCAACAGUGAAGAACUGGUUUGGGCCGGUUCUCAUUUGUUGAUGUAGCUGUGCUGUGGUCCUGUUGGCUCUUGUGUAUGGGUGCUGAGAAGAACAAAAGAGGCAGGAGUAACUCCUAAGGAGCAAACGCACUUUCCUGAGGAUGGUACCAACUAACCAAACCAGACAAUAAGCACGUAACACUAAAUAGGAAGGAGACAGACGGCAGAAUAAAGUGUAAUGUUUCUGACAACACAGCAAUAUGUCAAUGGGGGUGGGGGAGGGGGGGAGAAGAAACUGGAGUUGUUGAAGAGCUUUGAAAUUCCUGAGAAUGGUAUUACCAUCCUAGUUUUUAAAAAAAAUUCUCAUUAAUUCACUGAACAUCCAGUCACCUCCAACAAACCCUGGCCAAUGCCAUCAGCUUGAACUGCCUGGGGAAUGUAACACUUUGAGUGGGGAGAACCCUCUCAAAGGGAAAAGGCCUCAUCUCCCUCUGAAGUCUGGCCAUUGUUUUUCACUACAUUGGAUGUUCACAAUGUCUGACACUUAACAUUUCACACCAGAGGAUGAUCCUGGGUUGCAUUUAGCUCUAGGAAGGACACGAUGUAGAAGAAAUUUUUUUAAAAAGUGCCUCCUACGGGGGCAUUUUAGCUGUGCACACCUCUGGGGGUGAUGAUUUAAUGUGUUAGUAGUCGUUCAGUGUUUUGCUUUUCAAGGAAUAACUCAUUGUAAGUUUGAAUUUCAGAUAUGAGUUGCUGGUUGUUUAUUAAAAGCUUUGUACACUUUACCUAGGGUUUUAGAAGUUAUACAAGAAAUAAGCUUUGGAAACGAAAACCGUUGUGUGAAGUGUGAUAGUGCUGUGCCUUUUUUUUGCUUCUUUUUAAUUUAAGAAAAACAGACACAUUUCUGGAAAACAGUUUGGAAAAAACAAUGCCCCAUUUAUACUCGCAAGUUAACCAAAGUCACUUCAUAGUAAAUACUUCCGGUUCCACUAUGUGGAACCCAGGCCAAUAUUUUACUGUGUUCCUUUUUAAGUCGAUCUAUAUGUAAAGAGUAAAAAGCAAUAUUUAUUAAAUAUUUUGAAAUGACAUUUGUACCGUACAUGUACCGUGAUUGGUGUUUUGUGCACUGUCAGAAUAAUUUGACCUCUCUUCCUUGUUUGAAAUAUGAUAUCGUCAGGGAUUGAUGGUGAAGCACUGAUCUGACUAGAUUGGAUGGCUAGCCCAGGCCUAUGAUUGUGGUUGUGGAAAGGAAACUGUGGAUUCCACAGGCCCUCAAGGCCGUUGGUCCAUGGUGUUGGAUCAGCGCUUCACCGCAAAGAGUUAGCAAUGUUGAAAUUACCAUGUAGAAAAUUGUACCUCAGCAUUUUCCCCCGACAGCCUGUGUUAAAUGGCACAGCAAGCAGAAGGGUUUGGCAGGCACACGGGGAGUUGUGCCUCCAAUACAAAUCACGCGGCAUACACUGUGAUUGUAUUCUGUUUGUGAUGUUAUAAUGAGUCAGAUGGUCAACAGCCACAGCAACAGUGCCAUCUCUGCCAAGUUUCCAGCUUCACCACAAAGGAGGAAUGCUGCCAGGAUUCAGAUUAGUUACUCUUUUUUUAAAAGUGUUGGAACACACACAAAGGCAUCGUCCUACUUUUGCUGCCUCUCUCUUGCUGUUGUUUCUCUUGUCCCAUUUUCAUAUCUGUUUGCAUCUAUAUGUAGGAUGGCAGGUCAACAGCAGACAGUCUGUGUCUCCUCCACGAUGUCCAACACUGAUAUCAUUCUGUGGCGAUGACCGUCCAAAGGGUGAAUCGUAUGAAAUUUUGGUCUUCCUUCUCCCUGUUAUCCCAUUAUUCCCCCAUUUCCACAUAGUCAUAUUUCAUACUCCUGAGGAAACUUUGGCCUGGAGGGUUUUCUUUAUGGUGGGGGAGAAAGAGUUAAUUUUUAAAGAAUUUAUUUUUCUGACCUGCUUUGGAACACUCCCUGCCAUGACCUGCCUUUUCACAACUAGAGUUCGGGUACAGUGACUCUGUACCAACACUGUUCUACUGUCAGUAGAGAGUGCAAGUGGUACUGACUGAUGACCUCCUCCCUCUUGAAAGGAAGACUUCUCCAAUUCCAACCCCAGGAUGGACCAGCUGAGACCAAGUGGAAGCCAGCCUCCAUUUCUCCAACCACUCCCCACUUGCAAAAACAAAGAGUUCAAAUCCCUAGAUAUUCAAGAAAAUUACAGUUCAUAGAAUUUAAGCAUAGUUCUUCACAUUCGUUUUGAUGUUCAUGUGAUUUUUUUUUGCAAAGAAGAUUUGAAUCUUGAAAUUCUGCUUUGCAAUACUAGCACCUGAACCCCUAAUAUGUUUGAAUGCAUUUGCUUCAUCCGUUGUUUUAAUGUGCUGUCCCUGUUUAAAGCAGAAGCAUUUGAUAUGAAUUCAUCAGUUUCCAGGCCUUAACAAAGCUCCUGUUCCUUGGCUACUGUCCAGCCAGUAAUUUGAGAUCUGGAAACUGUGUGCUGAAGUAACAAGAAUUAUUACACACAGCCUUUAAUUGCAAUGUCGUCUUCCCCUGAAAUAUUACUACUUUCCUGCUGCCCCACACCUUUGAUUGAGUGAUUAGAAGCAGGAUUUCAGUCUCUGCUCUCACUUCAUUGCCCUGGGAGCUGGGUUUAGGCCAUGUCAGGAUUCAUGCUGAGGUGACCUGUGGGAAUGAGAGAGACAUGAGUGCUCUGUGCCUCAGUGUAGACCCACAGGUUGUCCCCCAUUACACUUUAGCAUUGUUUCUUCAUUGUAUACAAGAAAACAUCUCGUGUUCAAAACUCAAAACCGACCGGAAGGUACAUGAGCAGUCUGAACGUGUGUAAUCUCAUUUCGCGAUUUCUUUUCCUGAAUGUGGGAAGGUCCCCAAAUCUCAUAUUGGCAGGUUUAUCCCUGAGGGAGUCUCACUCAACAUCCACAGCAGCACAAUGGGUAGUAGAUGGGAGUGAGCCUGAAAUCCUGGAUUGGAAGGUUCCGGCUGCUGCUCGCAGUCAUGAGAAUGGAGAUCAAGGCUUUGAUCAUUGGCUCUUGAAUGGCUGAAUGCUGUCAUGUCUUUGCCGACAAGGUCAAUGCAGAAGCUUGUGUAUGAUCAUUCUGUUUCUCAUUUAAGAAACUAUAUAGAAGUAACUAUACUGCAGCAUGUGGGAGAUUGUGCUUUUUUUUUCAGAACCAUAAAACUGUAUCCAAGCUGAAGAGCAAGGGUUUAGCACAAGAGAAAAUGAGGCAGGUCAGUUAACUGAUAGCAAUGCAAUUCUAAACAAAAAGGGAAUUGGAAGGGGUUCUAAAGAAAGGCCACUGGAUCCUGAACUGUUAACUCUGUUUUCUCUCAGGCAGAUGCUGCCAGGCCUGCUGAGUUUUCCCAGCAACUUCUGGUUUUGUAGCAAUGCAAUUCUGUCUUUUUCUGUACCCAAGGUAUUUAGUUUUCCUGCUCUUCUGCUUGUGUUUGCCAAAUAACCAAAGGGAUGUUGGUGCAAACAGGAAGGUGCAUUUCAAGACCGGAAUGAACGUGUCCAUAUACUCCUCCACAAAUCACUAGCUUUUACUUUCUCACCUAUUAACAGCCGUGAGAUGACACAAGCUCAGUGUAGUAAUCUUUCCUUGUAGCGACUUUGAUUUCACUUCCAUUCUGUAUUUUGUAAAAACACAAAAGAGUCUUCUGUCCAAUUUAUGAAUUAGAUGUAUAAAAACGUGUAUUUUUACCUUUAUAAUCUUUUAAUACAAUAUGUACUUUGAAGAGACUUUGGUGCAACGUAUAAGGGGUAAAUGUAUACACAGAGAUAAGUGCAAUACGUGUGGUACAUAGGAUGCAUUCUGUUAAAUAGUUGAUGCUUCAGAAAUGCACUAGUUCUAUAUGCUCUUGAUGUAUGUAAAAGCUGCUUUUUUUUUACAAUUUAGUAAUUAAACAAUAGUGUUUUGUUUCUACAACAAAGAAGUGUAAUACACAUUAUGGACCUUGUGAAGAAAAUUGCGCGCUACGGUUACAGAACUGUGUAUUAUAAUUGUGUGAUGCUGCCUUUUUUUUGUCAAUGUUACACAAAAGGAGAGAAUUGGCAGUCUUCAGUACCUCGAGCAAGUUUUCGUACGAUGUUGAAAUAAUGAGAAUGACAUUUUUUUGAAUUACUCGGCAGACCGCUGUCCCAGACUGCUGGCGAAGUUGCUGCUGAGAUUAUGGCCGUUUGAUAAGCAAUCUUUGUACUGUUAACCAAAGGAUAAUUUAAAUAGGUAAUUUACUUCAAGGAUCUAACUGAAUACAGUUCAUGUACUGGUCCAAAUCCCCAGUUUGAUUGAAUCAAGAAUAAAGGCUGUAGUGUU
Molecule: messenger RNA, 7557 nt
Organism: Hemiscyllium ocellatum (epaulette shark)
Lineage: Eukaryota; Metazoa; Chordata; Chondrichthyes; Orectolobiformes; Hemiscylliidae
Gene: sik2a
Product: salt-inducible kinase 2a
Exons: 15
Coding region: 361-3096 (911 amino acids)
Biological process (GO): intracellular signal transduction; protein phosphorylation; microtubule cytoskeleton organization
Cellular component (GO): cytoplasm
Molecular function (GO): protein serine/threonine kinase activity; tau-protein kinase activity; ATP binding
Source: RefSeq, a predicted model, not a curated record